Molecule: messenger RNA, 6790 nt
Organism: Pieris brassicae (large cabbage white)
Lineage: Eukaryota; Metazoa; Arthropoda; Insecta; Lepidoptera; Pieridae
Exons: 9
Coding region: 45-929 (294 amino acids)
Source: RefSeq, a predicted model, not a curated record
GCCAUGAUUCAAACAUUUUUGUCGUUAAUUUAUACAAUUUAAAUAUGGAUUAUUGCUGUUCCCAAUGCUCCUUCUCAUCACAGUUUCAGAGCGCCCUUCUUAUGCAUAAACAAUUACACCAUGCUAAUGUCAAUCCUAUAAAAUCAAUGCCUGGCGUGAAUGAAAAAUCCUCGUUUACAAAUAUUAAAGGGAUUAAAUUGCCCACUAGAACGAUGUCAGCUACAAAGUUGUUUGAGAAGUUGCGCACGCGACUGUGUCGAAGUAAAACUUUGUUUUCGCAUCCCGAAGAGAAUGUGUUGGGUGAUUUCGAUUUUCCGCAAAGUGAAUGUACUUCGAAAGCUCUAAAGGAGAGCUUUUGCAAUGAAGCCAAGGAUGUCUUUUCGUGUCACUUGUGUUCAUUUAAUGCAGAUAGAAUAACAGUACUCGACCGCCACCUUUUGAACGACCAUAAACUCGGUUUGGACAAUCUUCUAAAACUGGUCAUGGCUAAAACUAAAAAUGGUUUGGAAGACGAUAAGCAAUUAGAAAACGGGACGCGUCAGCCAUAUUAUCAAUUGACAGAAAACGAGUAUGUAAUCGAAACGGUCACGCCAAAAAUUAAGAUACUGAAGCACGUAGCUGUCAACACAGACUUGACGUUGAUAGAUGUCGAGAUGACGGUCGACAAAGAGGACGCGGUGUGCGAGAAGGACGUGUUUUCGAAAAUGAAGAGUCUUAAUGAAUAUAUGUGCAAGUUUGUUGAUUCGUCCAACACGUUGAAGAGGGUUUUGACCAAGGAGAUUGAUCAGAAAAGAUCGAAUCGAUCCACUGUUGAUCCACUGGAGUUGGGGGAUCGAGAUUCACCUCACGGUUGGGAAAAGGCUUGCAGCGAAAAGAUUGGUAGGAAUAGGAGAAAUCGUGAUUCCAGAAAAAGAAAUCAGCUAUUAUGAACACAAGAAGACGUCAUCCAAAUGCGUUGGUGUUUGGGAAUCUAAAAUUGUACCAGUUUUAAGUAAAAAAUUAUCACCGAUAAUUCAAACGGAAUCGCACACGACAAGUCCGCUUGAUAUUACAAAGAAAAAUAGGAACAAUUCAACUCAAACAGUCGUAAAAGAAACGAAACCAAACGUUGAUAAAUUACCAGAAGUAGCUAAAGCUAAAGUUGAUAAGGAAUCAUCUGAUUCCCUGGUUCAACACAUACAUAAUCUUGAGAAUCCCAGCUUUGACAAAACAUCUGAAGAUCUAAUUGAAAAUAAAUUAGAAAGGGAAUAUAGGAAAAUGUUUGCAACCGACGAAGGGUCUGAUUUAAAACGCGCAUCUGUGAGAAAGCGUUUUGAAAGUUUGCGAAAAGGAAUGUCAAGAAAUGACUCAGUGAAGAGCGUAAGCCGCAAGGAUGUGUCCAUAGCUUCCGACCCACCGUCGUUGGAAGCAAAAUCGUACUCGAAUACCAAAGUUUACAGUCCAUACACCUCAUACACACAAUUUAAAGGCACUAAACAAGCAGAAAAAUCGAAUUCAUCCACUCAUAUUAUAGAGAGCCAAAGUGUAAGAGGCAUGUUUAAGUUGUGGGGAAAGAAAUUCAAUCUCGAAGAAGAAAAAGAAAAGAUACCAGAAAAAGUUGUGCAGAUAGUGGUCCCAAGUAAAAGUGGGAAGAAAAGCAAAUUUUUCUGCUUCAAUAAGCGCAGUAAACGUGAUAAGAAGAGUGUCACAGCUAACAGAUGCGAAGUUGGAUUGAAAGUUAAAAUGAAUUCGAAACACAAAAUUCCAGAUAAAUGCCAAAACAAUGCAAAGGGAUAUUUAAAUAGUACGAAAGAGUUGGUAGUAGAACUCGAAUCGGAAAGUUAUUCAAAUGAAAUGCGGAAAUCGUGGCUGAAGAAGUUUCUAACCAACAAAGUCGAUUCGAGACAAAGCGUUAAACUUAGGUGGAACAACAAAAUGUAUUCCACAAGCAGCAGCACAGUGUUUGAAUUACUCGACUGCGUUUACAAAAACACAGUGAUCCAAUCGAAAAGUGAAAUCUCGUGUUCCCAAAACAAAUUCAUGCCGAGAACUAUCGAAGCCUGGAUGAUACCACAGAUAAUUACACAAAUGAAUCCCCAGGCCAUGAAUGCACAGAUAGUAAGUCCCCAGGUUACAACUGUAGAUGUGAUACAUAAGCCUUUUCGGAAGAACAUCAAAGUGACGUAUUUAGAUAGAAAAUGGUAUAUAGACAAGUCACAUAGGGGCAAUAAAAUUGAAUUAGUACUUCAUUCAAAGAAUUUGAUAGAGUCAAAAAGCUCUGAUUAUAUUCUGAUAGACAUACCGAAAGGUUAUUUUACAGAUUCAAUGGAAUCAAGUCAAAGUGAAGAAGUUUUUAAAAUAACUGAUUAUGAAUCUCCAAAUUCUAAACCGUCGAUUUUAAAGCGUAAUUUGGAUACGGGUGACCAUGUUCUAAUAGAAAAUGAUAAAAAAAGUAUAUUAAUAAGUUCUAAUGAUGUAUCAGUGCCGAUUAGUGAUAAAGAGAGUGUUCAAGAAUUGCCAAGAGGUGUCAUAAAUGAAACAAUGCCAAGUACAGAUGAAGAAGUUGAAUAUAGUGACUAUAAUCACAAUGAAUGUGAUCGUGCUGUAAAAGGAAGUGGUGAUACAGAAAAUGAAGAAAAUGAUUUGAAGAAAGACGGUGAGAAAGAGAAUGAUAGUGAUAAUUUUAAUGUAAACGAGGAUAGACAAACGGAACAAAGUGAACAGAAUUUAGAGCAAAUUGGGGACACUAUAUUAGACAAUAACGUUGCGGUCAUUCAAGAAAAUGAGCAUAUACACUGUGAUGUAAUCGGUGUUGGUAUAAUUACGCAGAGAGAUAUAAGAGAUAUAAAGAAACCAAUAUUGAAAAUCCAAGAUACCGAUUCUGACUCUGCCCAUAAUCUACCUCCACCGAAAAAGUGUGAAUUUGCCGAGAGUUACCUCCAAGAAUACUGCCGAAACUGGAUUCCUUUGGGCAUAGAUUUUUUCUCUUGGUGCGUGAGUGAUACCCAGAUAAAGUCAGACUCCCACACCAGUCUUAACAAUCAAGGUGACGGCUCCAAAUCCUGCCCGAAUAUGUAUGAAGAGCCCUCAACUGUGGUAUCUUCGUACAACUCGUCUUGUAGUCACUGUCUCGCGUUGGAAGAGGAGCCAAAGAGGCAGAAUUUCCUGAGUAAAUUUUUCGGAAAAUCCGAUAUUGCCAGCACGGAAGCUCAGUCUAUUUCGGAACUGAAGAGAUUCCAGCCAAAAGAUUCUAUUGAAGUCUUCAAACGUCGAAAGAUUUAUUCUGAAGGAUAUAACGCUAAGUGGAAUAAACUGUGCCCCAAACCGUGUAUAACGCCAGCUCCGGAAUCGAAGCCGAAGAAACAUGUCUCGAUACCCGAAUGCCAGCCGUAUGAGGUAGUGGAGCAGCCAUGCAAGAAGUGCUUUCCAGGGAUUCUCAAUCUUUCUGGGUCCAAACCUUGCAAGAAAAAGCACAAACACACUUAUGUUGUACCUGACCCCAUUUGUGCCAUACCGCCAAAGCCUGUAUGUUCCAAUAUAUGUUCGAAAGAGUGUUGUCCACCUUGCGUUAAGGACAAAGGAAAAAAUAGUAGGCCAUGUGCCGGAAAAUCUCCUCCAAUUUGCGGUAGAUGUCCACCAUUAACACCAUCUGAAAUUAUUAAUUUAAUGAGAAAAUUCCCCGACUGCCCAUCGUUACCUCAAAGAUGUCCCCUAUGUAAUACAGCGAUCAUGCCCCAAAAAUGUUUAAAGUGCUGCACAUUAAUAUUACCCAAAAAAUGUCCAAAGUGUGCUGCACCAGUGUCACCAUUGAAGUGCGCAAAGUGUGCCAAACCUAUUAUGCAACAAACAUGUCCAAAUUGUCCAUCUAUAACGGUCCCGAUUAAAUGCCCCAGGUGUACCAUGGAAUUGAUGCCUCAAAAAUGUCCACAGUGCUGCUCGAUUCUCGUUCCACAAAACUGUCCGAGAUGCACUUCACAGAUAAUUCCAUCUAAAUGUCCUAUGUGCUCUACGAUUGUUCAGCCUCCAACCUGUCCCAAAUGCUGUGUUCCUUUACCCCAGAAGUGCCCCAAAUGCUCUCCAACGCAAAUAUGUCCAAAGUGUUCUUCGCAAAUACCACCUCCAAAAUGUGGAGAGUGUCGUCAGGAGAUAUUACCAAAAAAGUGUUCUCAGUGUUCGUCACCGGUCCUACCACCGACUUGUCCAAAAUGUCGUUCUCAAACGACCCCACAAAUAUGUCCCAAGUGUUCCACAAAGGUCAUUUCUCAAAAAUGUCCCAGAUGUUGCCCUGCACUUCAAAAAUGUCCUCAAUGCUCUACACAGUUGCCACCUCCAAAAUGUGGAGAGUGUCGUCAGGACAUAUUACCUAAAAAGUGUUCUCAGUGUUCGUCACCGGUCCUACCACCGACUUGUCCAAAAUGUCGUUCUCAAACGACCCCACAAAUAUGUCCCAAGUGUUCCACAAAGGUCAUUUCUCAAAAAUGUCCCAGAUGUUGCCCUGCUUCCCAGAAAUGUCCUCGUUGUCGUACACAGUUGCCACCUCCAAAAUGUGGAGAGUGUCGUCAGGAGAUAUUACCAAAAAAGUGUUCUCACUGUUCGUCACCGGUCCUGCCGUUUGUUUGUCCUAAAUGCCGCACUCAAACCUGCCCACAAAUAUGCCCCAAGUGUUCCAUAGAGGUCCUACCCAAGAAGUGCCCUAAAUGCUCACCCCAAUCUCCUAUAAAAAAAAUCUUAUCUACAAUUUUUCCCCCUAAAUGUCCGAUAUGUUCUUCUCCACUCAAGCCCCAAAAUUGUCCAAAAUGUUGUACUCCUAUUCCCCCCAAAUUGUGCCCCAAAUGCUCUAUACCUAUAGCGUCUCCAAAAUGUCCCAAUUGUAAUUCUUCAAUAUCAUCAAGAUGUCCCAAAUGCUCAUCACCAUUGCCACAAUCAUGUCCAAAGUGCCCAGCACAGUGCCCAAAAAGCUGCUCGCCGAUACGUGUACAGAAAUGUCCGAAGUGUUUCGUGCCUAUAUUAACUCAAAAAUGCCCAAACUGUUGUUCUCUAUUAUGUCCUACUACUCCCUCACAAACUUCAUUACGAGGUUCUCAAAAAUCACCAAGUAUUUCCCAAAAGCCCUCAACUCAAAGUAUACCUGACUUCUGUAAUCUGUCUCAAGCGAAUUCACCAAGACCUAAUUCAAUCUCUGGUAUAAAACUUGCAAAGCCCAGGUCUUGCCCUCCUUGUCCACACCCAACACUGAACUUUCCACCUCAAACUUCUUCAAAGCAAUCUCUAAAUGAUUGUUCCAAUUGUGUAAAUCAACUGCAAGAAACACCGAGCUCACAAGAGUUAAGAGAAGGCUAUAACAUUAAAGUGCAAGAUGAGGAUGGUCAAACGUUGUACGAAAGGAUUGAUUACAGAUCAAACAAACCUCAACAGUAUCAGAACAAAAUAUGUGGAGAUUCUUAUAUUCACAGAGUGUCAACGCCAUCUGUUGUUCUGAACAAAGUAGGACUAAACGAAAACGAUUCUCAAAAGAAUAGUCACGAAAAUUUAUUAGAAAUUAAUCUAACCCUUAAAUUUAAACAAGGCGAUAAAACUGAAAUCAAUGUUUGUAAUCCAGAUUCACAAAAGGAGGAAAAGCAAGAUGUUAUUAAAGCAAAAGAAAUCUUUCACAUGCAAGAUGCCAAAGAGUGUAUUGAUACGGACAAAAAUGACGUGAACAUAAAAAUUUUAAUUAAAAACUUCACAGGAAAUGAAGAAUUCAAAUCUAAGCAUAUUGAUAAAUCUAGUGAACAGACCGAAUUCAGUAAAAAUAUAACAAAUAAAUUUCAAACCGUUUCCACAGGUUACAGUGAAUUUGUUUUAGAUCAAACUAUGGAUGAAGGAAUCUGUACAGAUUGUAUAAACACAGAAAAGUCGUGUGUAAACAUAAAAAAAGAACAAGUUUUAACUGUAUCAUCAAUAAGUUUUACAGAGCACACGGCUACAGAUGUAAGUUCUAUUAAGAACGAUGUAGAUUUCGAUUUUAAAACAGAUAUAAGUGAAAGAGACGCUACAGAGAAAUCAGAGAGUGUAUUUACAGAUGAAGAAAAACACGAAAACUAUUUCAACGAAACUAUUAAGAAACUGCGCAGUAAGCGAGAAAAGAAGGAAAUGUUAAAAAAGUUAUUUGAACAAUCAGAUGUCAUCGAUAAAGAAAAAGUUAAAAGCGUUCGACAAACAUUGCAAGCAAUACUAACAGACAGCGAUGAUUCAACUGACCAAAGAGGUCUAACAUUAUUAAAACCUUAUUUCAGAAGUGACAGCUUGACAAACCUCUAUGACUUUGACAAUACAAUAAUAGAAGAGAAGAAAUCGGACAUUCUGUAUCCGACGAAAGAAAACAGCUCCGACAGUGAAACACCAAAACGAUGCAUGUGUAAAACGCUGGCUGCUAAACUCAAUAUGGAUUUUCCGAUCAAUCCAUGCUGUUGCCGAGGGUGUGACAAACAAGAUGAGGAAGUCAGCUGCGACCUACAACUUGUUGACGUACAGACACAAGAUUCACGGAGGAGAACAUACAUAACAAACGUGUCAAUGGUCAAAAAGUCAUUUGAAGUUUUUGAUACGGAGACAGAUUUCGUUGAUAUCCUGCAAUCCGAAGAGCUGAAGAAAGCUGUAUUGGAGAUAUAUGCAGAGAAAACAGCGACAAAAGAGGGUACGCGAUACAUAGCGCGGCUGCCUAAACUUGUUUUUGGCAAUGAUUGACAGCUGACAGUCUGUCAAGUAACAUGACGUCUUAAAAUUAAACGUCAUGAAAAUUGCCAUUUGUUUUUUCAGUUUCUAUAUUACU